Molecule: messenger RNA, 798 nt
Organism: Diabrotica balteata
Lineage: Eukaryota; Metazoa; Arthropoda; Insecta; Coleoptera; Chrysomelidae
Source: the annotation of a GenBank genome assembly
AUGGACAUACUUGAUAAGCCCGAACGGAUAUAUAAUGUAGACGAGAAAGGUUGCAGGUUAACACUUCACCACCAGCAAAAAGUUUUGGCGCAAAAAGGGGCUAGAAGAGUACAUGUUUUUGCAAACGAACAUGGAGAAAGUGUUACCAUUGUUUCUUGUGGUAAUGCUCUCGGUACAGCAAUCUCUCAAAUGGCACUUUUUAAGGGUAAACGUAGUAAGCCAGAAUGGGUUGACUCACUACCUCCAGGUGCUGUUGUUCAAAUGACUGCAAAAGACACUGAUAGUAGCAACUCUGACUUAUCCUUUAGUUUGCAUGAUUCUAGCAGUGAUAAAGUUAUUGAUUCAGAAGACGAUCACAGUGAUUUCUCAAACAUCCAAAAUACUUCAUUCACAAUUAUGCUCGAAUCACCUGAAAAUGCAGCAAUAAAGAACGAUAACAAAAAGCCUAGAAAACCAGCUAUCAACUGUAGAGCCCAAGUUGUUACUAAAGAUUUAUUCGGUAGAUGUAUUGGAAAAAGUGAUUCAGAAAAUAUUAAAGCUAAUACGCAUACUACAGAUGGUAAAAGAGUCUCGUCAUUGCUACGAAAAACCCAAUCAAAAAACAAAUUUAAGACCUUGCCUGCUAAGAAAAACGGAACAAAAAAACAAGAAUCUUGGUUCUGCAAAUUAUGCAAGGAAGACAGGAUGGUAAAUAUGAGACUGUGUAGCGUAUGUAGCACUUAUAUCCACGAAGAGUACAUGGGUCUCACAACUAAAGACAAAAUUGGUGCGUUCUUAUGCCCUGAUUGUGAAAAUUAA